This is a messenger RNA of Clarias gariepinus (North African catfish), 1275 nucleotides long. RefSeq names its product pyrokinin-1 receptor-like. The record is from RefSeq and is a predicted model, not a curated record. NCBI's taxonomy places the organism in Eukaryota, Metazoa, Chordata, Actinopteri, Siluriformes, Clariidae. The transcript is spliced from 3 exons. Gene Ontology annotation, cellular component: plasma membrane. The coding region runs from base 100 to 1275 and encodes 391 amino acids. Gene Ontology annotation, biological process: G protein-coupled receptor signaling pathway. Gene Ontology annotation, molecular function: G protein-coupled receptor activity.
CUUGGAUGCACAUCUCUGUCUUACACAAAAGUUAUCCGAGCAACUCAGAGAAAAACCAGACGUUGUCAUUCUGCUUCUUAUUCUACAUAUACUUUCAACAUGAACGGAUCUUUGAUGCAUUUCCAGUUUUCCUGCAAUACAAGUCCUAACUCGGCACCUGACCUUUACAUCAGUGUCACCAAGCAGGAGCCAUACCAUGUCGCCAUCCCCAUGACAGCCUUCUACAGCAUCCUGUUCGUCUUUGGGGUCCUAUCCAAUGGCAUUAGCAUGCUUACACUCCUCAGAGAUGCUCGCAUGAAGAUCAGUGCUAUACAGCUCUACCUGUUGAGUCUGGUUCUGUCUGACAUCCUCCAGCUAUUGACAAUUCCCAUCACUGUAUACCGUUACUAUUGGGAAAGCUACCCAUGGAGACUUGGAGAACCUUUGUGCAAAGCUUACUUCAUGGUGCGUCAGAUGUACUGCGCCACAACAAGCUGGGUGAUCCUUGCAUUUACUAUCGAGCGCUAUGUGGCAAUCUGUCACACCAUGUGGUCCCUUGCUGGUCUCAGGAAGUCACGACUUCCCUGUCUUCUAGCCUGGAUCUGGCUACUGGCUUUGGGGACUUCAGUGCCAUUUGCCCUCGUCUAUAGACAUGCCCGAGCCUGCAUCCUGGACUAUUCUGCAACGUCCCCUGAUACAGCCUUUGUGGUGUCGACCAUGUGCGAGAUGACUGAGGAAGAACCUUCCCCCCUUUACAAGGGGGCACUGCUUCUGAGGGGCAUUCUUUGCUUUUUGGUACCACUUGUGUGCAUCUUCACCCUCUACAUACUCAUCAUUAGCCACUUCCACUACAACAGCCGCCAGCGCAUGGCCAUGGGCAUUACUAGAGCUGUAAGUGAAAGAGGACAUCCACAGAGCCUCCAGAAUGGGAAACUCCUAAUUCAGGAGAAACGAGCUUUGCGGCUUAUGGGGGCUGUGGUGGUGACUUUCUUUGUGUGCAACUUCCCCGACAUUGCAUCUUCACUCAUGCAAGUUUAUGUGGACUCAUGGUCAGGGACUGUGUUAACGGUGUACACGGUGCUCAAGUCCUACCUGUCGUUGCCUCUCUGGUACGUGAACAGCGCGCUGGACCCCAUCCUCUUCUGCAUCUCCUCUAAAAUGUUCCGUAAAGCAUGCUGGGAAACUGUGGAGCCUCUUAGACCUCGAUGUCUGCGUGCGUGCAGGAAUAGAAACCCGAUCUCAGUGACAAACAUAUGUAGCCAAAAUUCGACUGGGGCAAUUAGCACGUCAACCUGA